UCAUAUACAGUUGCAGAUUACGCCUUUGAAUUUUCGCGUAAAGGAACUAGUGACCAUAUCAUCAUCACAAGUAGUAUGCCAAGCCUUACAGCAGUGGCUGUUUGUCUCUGGAUGAAAACCGCUGAUACCGACAAUGAAGGAACACAACUGAGCUAUGCUGUUCCUGGAACACACAACGAAUUGACUUUGUGGAACUAUAAGAAAUUGGGAUUAUCUGUGGGAGGAAGAAGGUACAAUGUUUACUUCUUUAAUUGUUCGGAGAAGUUCAUUCUUGAUGAAAUGAAUGCAAGUCGGCGGAGCAUUGGGUUGAAGUUAAUACCGUUGAUUGCAACCCAUCGCAUGUUAAGGUCUUCUUAAAAGGAUUGAAUGCACAUCAGAUUCAAAAUCUGUCUCACUGAUAAAAAUGUACGUCCGAUGGAGUUAAUGAUAAUUAUAUCUUUGUAGGAUGAAUUUAUUAUUAAACGUACUUUUUGUGCUGUUCUUCUAAAGAAGUUCUUCUUCCGUCUCUGCCAACGAUGGAAAGUGGCACCACAUCUGUGUUACUUGGGAGAAUAACGCUGGAUCUUGGAAACUGUUCAAAGAUGGCUCCGUUGCGGCUUCUGGGACAAGUCUCAAAACUGGUGAACUCUUCUUUAAACAGUUAUUACAACACGAAUAAUUGACGAUAUUUGAGUGUAUCAAUCAUGAUAGGAGGAGUUUUUCAGUUUUUUUCGCCAUAGAUUUAUCAAUUUCAACAUAGAACCAAAUCAGGAAGGUGAAAUUUACAAAACAAAACAAGUCUUGAACAUGUAAUACAGUGCUUAAUACUAUGGUAAAUUAUUGUGAUUGAGUUAACUAGAAGGAAAGUAUGCCCAUAUUUUCACUUUUCCAUGCAUAGUUCUCCCCAAAGACUGACCGCUCAGUCAAAGGAACAAACAGAACGCUUGACAUACAACUAUGACUGAUUUUGAACUGUCAUUGAUCUCUCAUAUUCAUUUAGUAAACUCGAAAGGAAAGUUUGUCCAGAACGUCCCUUGGUGUUUAUGUGUCUUAAUUCUUUGCUCAGUCAGAUAAAAGCUAACUUGAAUCAUUAUACUUAGUGUUAUGGUACAAAGUUCCAUAUUUUUUCUCGAUUGUGGUUUGACAGGUCAUGUAAUUCGUGGUGGAGGAGCCCUGGUACUAGGACAAGAGCAAGACUCAGUGGGGGGAUCCUUUCAAUCCUUUCAAAGUUUCAUUGGUGAAAUGACAGGUGUCAAUAUCUGGAAUCACGUGAUUCUUGACCAAGAAAUCGCACGCAUGUCGCAGUCGUGCCUGACAGGGGUGGGGAACGUGUUUCAAUGGCACGACUUCAAGGCUCACGUGAAAGGUUCAGUGAAGAUAAUUAAGCCGUCGUGUUAA
Messenger RNA from Pocillopora meandrina, 1377 nucleotides. NCBI's taxonomy places the organism in Eukaryota, Metazoa, Cnidaria, Anthozoa, Scleractinia, Pocilloporidae. The record is from the annotation of a GenBank genome assembly.